CAGCCGCCUCGCGCCUUCCGCAGACGGCAGCCAGGCCCCCGCCCGGGCCGAGCCCCUCCCGCAGGAGCCGAUGGCCGGGGCCGACGCCGGCCCCAGUGAGCUGGACCAGGGGAAAUACGACGCCGACGACAGCGUGAAGAUCAUCUGCCUGGGGGACAGCGCCGUGGGCAAGUCCAAACUGAUGGAGCGGUUUCUCCUGGACGGGUUCCAGCCGCAGCAGCUGUCCACCUACGCCCUGACCCUGUACAAGUACACGGCCACCGUGGACGGCAGGACUGUCCUUGUGGACUUCUGGGACACGGCGGGCCAGGAGCGCUUCCACAGCGUGCACGCCUCCUACUACCACAAGGCCCACGCCUGCAUCAUGGUAGGGCCGCGCGGAGGGCGGAGGGGAGGGCCGCGGCCCACAGCCCCCCUGUGCGCACGAGGGGGGCGGCCGGCCCUUCCGCGCACAGGGGAGACACCCCAGUGCCACGGCCCAGCACAGCUCCGGGGGUAGCCCCACCCCCGAGCCCACGCAGCCCCUGGCAGGCCCUCUGGGGCCCGGGGUGUCCGCCAGCACCACACAGCCUCCUGCGCAGGCCCCCCGGGCCGGCCAGUGCGGAGCUGCUCCCUCGCAGGCGGCGGGGCUCGGGGCCACACGGGGGGCCUAGCGGGGGCCACCGACGACAGCGGGGUGAAGCAGAGUCAGGGGUUUCUGUGGAGCCUGCCUCCCGGAGGUCCCCACUGGGGGGGCGGGGGCGGGGGCGCCGGGGCACCCCGCGGUAGGUAGCUGGCCGCCCCACAGCGAGCAGACCUCUCUGGGGCGCCUCACCCAGCACUGGAGCAUAGGUGAACAAAUCCUUUUUCACAUCAAAAAUGCAGCGUAAACAGAAGGUGGGCAGUGCCCGAAAGGCAAGUGGCCUGCGAGUCAGGGCCGCGCCAGAGCGCGGGCGCAGGGCUGUAACGCGUGCGAGGGUGCUAGCGGGGAACAGCCCCCCGCGAUGC
This is a messenger RNA of Condylura cristata (star-nosed mole), 987 nucleotides long. RefSeq names its product RAB, member of RAS oncogene family-like 2B (gene RABL2B). The transcript has 4 exons. Bases 71 to 499 code for a protein of 142 amino acids. The record is from RefSeq and is a predicted model, not a curated record. Lineage: Eukaryota; Metazoa; Chordata; Mammalia; Eulipotyphla; Talpidae. Gene Ontology annotation, molecular function: GTP binding.